This is a messenger RNA of Schistocerca cancellata (South American locust), 845 nucleotides long. RefSeq names its product PITH domain-containing protein GA19395. The transcript has 5 exons. Lineage: Eukaryota; Metazoa; Arthropoda; Insecta; Orthoptera; Acrididae. Gene Ontology annotation, cellular component: nucleus. The coding region runs from base 96 to 722 and encodes 208 amino acids. The record is from RefSeq and is a predicted model, not a curated record.
CUCUUCGAGAGCGCUUUGUCAUAGUGUAUAUUGGUUGAGAAGGGCUGCGGCUGUUGUGAGUGUCAGGGUGUCUGGCGUGGUCCGACUAAAACACAAUGUCUCGGCAUUCGCAUAGUUGCAGUGGCGAUCAUGAUCAUGAAAUUGACGAUAGUCCGGAAAUGGGAGUGCAGUAUAGUCUUUACACUAAAAUAGACACAGAAAAUCUGGAAUGCUUGAAUGAAAAGGUUGAAGGGUCGGGCAAAACUGUGUUUAAAGCUUGGGAAGACAGACUAGAUUACGAAAAGUAUGUUGAAAGUGAUGUUGACGAAGAAUUGCUGUUCAAAAUUCCGUUUACAGGAAAUGUAAAACUGAAGGGAGUGAUUGUUAUUGGAGGAGAACAAGACAUGCAUCCUUCACGACUGAGAAUAUACAAGAAUCGUCCAAAUAUGUCAUUUGAUGAUGUUAGUGCAGAGCCUGAUCAAGAAUUUGAACUUCAUCCAGACCAGAACGGAACGUUAGAAUACUCAAUUAAAGUCGUGAAGUUCUCUUCUGUUCAUCAUUUAACUCUACAUUUCCCAAAGAAUUUUGGAAGCGAAACCACAAAAAUAUACUAUAUUGGACUAAGAGGAGAGUAUUCAGAAGCACACAGGCAUGGAGUAACAAUAUGUACAUAUGAAGCAAGGCCAAAUCCUGCUGACUGCAAGGCUGAGUUACCUGAGACUAUGUCUCAUGAAGUGCACUGAAGAGAUUUUUAUUGACUGUGAAGUAAUUGUUUUGUUUCAUAAUAAUAAGUAUUUAUACUUCAAUUUAUACUUCAGUAAAUAAAGUAUGCUAUGCCUGUUGAAAAUAAAUGGUUUGUUAACAUC